UUAACGCGUUGUAUAUUUGUAGGCUGUGCGUUGGCGCUGUUUGGUCCUUUUCAGUCUUGAUUAAAGUCUUUAUGCUACAUUUUGCCAUAUUUGGAUUAAAGAAGCCUGAAUCUUGAGUUGCAUCAGUGGGAGUUUAAAAUGUUUUAUUUCUCGGGUUCUGUAGUACUAGCAGUAACUUUUCUGUGCACUUUUGAACGCGUUGCUGGGAAAUGCAUUCCGUCCAGGUGUGUUGAUCCAAACACAUGCAUGAAAUCAGGUGAUGGACAGAGCUGUAAAUGCGCAGCGGGUUAUUUUGGAGACCAGUGUGACCAAGCUGUAACAAUGAAUGUCGUGUGUGGAAAAGAUUCAAUCACCAUCUCUGUGAUUGAAGACUUUUUCAAAUACUACAACGUCGGCCUUGGGUCCGUUCACUUGACCAACCCUGAGUGCCGUGCCAGAAAGGAGGUGGUUGCCGGUGUUGCAUUUUACACAGUGCGAACACCCAAGGACCAGUACGAUUUCUGUGGUGGCAAACCUGUUGAGAAAAAUGUUUCCCAUGUGACGUACUCCCUGACAAUGACGUCAGAUCUGCAAGUCUAUGCAAACAUCGUAAGAGACCCAGCCGUAAAGAUCGAGUACAAGUGCGUCUACCCGUUCAUCCGCACGGUCAGCCUGCCUUUUCCCGUCCUCCCUGUAACAAGCGAGACGGUGAUGCGGAUGGACGAGCUGGACGCAGAAGUGGAACUGAGUGUGUAUAGGGACGAGCGGUACGUGGAUGUCUACGGAGGCGUACCCAUUGUGCACUUCAGGGACCGAGUGUUCGUGCAGGUCAGUGUGACUCGGCCGAGGGACUUCUUCAACUUGAGGGUGGAUGAGUGCUGGGCAACACAGACUUCCAAUCCCAAUGACACGUCAAGCCUCGUGCACACACUCCUGCUGGACGGGUGUGCUGACGAUGAAACGGUCUCGUUUAUAACGAAAUCCAUUACAUAUCGAAAUGGUACAAUGGCACAAGGGGGACAAAACGGUGUGAGCUCAACUGUGCGUUUCUCCUUUGAAAUGUUUCGCUUCAGAACCGAGCCCCAUGAGCUUUAUUUGCACUGCAUAGUUCACCUUUGUGCCCAAGGGCACGGAGAGUCUUGUGUUCCUGAAUGUAAAUCCAUUAUCAAGAGAGAGGCUUCCUUGAAGGAGCCCAUUGAAGGUCUUGUGUCUUAUGGCCCGAUCAGACUUGAAGUGCCUGAGCGGCCCAAGAUGAAUAUGCUUUUUACCCUGAUGCUGCCCAUGGCUGCAGUCUGGAUCCUGGCACUCUUUCUCCUCAUCCUGAUCUACAUUGCCAAGGCAGGGAACAAACACAGGGCCUUUGACUCUCCAUCAUAAUGCACCUGUACCAAAACCUUUUAUUUUAUUUAUUUUUACUUUCAAACUGUGCUUACACCGGCUUGAUGACUUGUAAAUUUAUUGAACUAAAGAUGGUGGUGAUGACUCUA
Molecule: messenger RNA, 1466 nt
Organism: Pangasianodon hypophthalmus (striped catfish)
Lineage: Eukaryota; Metazoa; Chordata; Actinopteri; Siluriformes; Pangasiidae
Gene: zpd
Product: zona pellucida glycoprotein d
Exons: 9
Coding region: 139-1356 (405 amino acids)
Biological process (GO): neutrophil migration
Cellular component (GO): cell surface; apical plasma membrane
Source: RefSeq, a predicted model, not a curated record